Messenger RNA from Diorhabda sublineata, 8133 nucleotides. Its product is annotated as synaptotagmin-7. Gene Ontology annotation, cellular component: synapse; membrane; axon. The transcript has 10 exons. Gene Ontology annotation, molecular function: calcium-dependent phospholipid binding; calcium ion binding; clathrin binding. Lineage: Eukaryota; Metazoa; Arthropoda; Insecta; Coleoptera; Chrysomelidae. Bases 334 to 1716 code for a protein of 460 amino acids. Gene Ontology annotation, biological process: vesicle fusion; cellular response to calcium ion; calcium-ion regulated exocytosis. The record is from RefSeq and is a predicted model, not a curated record.
ACAACAGCUGCAACGCGUUCGCCGGUAAAACAAAAAAUUUUGACUGUUGAUAAUACACCGAAUCUCUAACGAAAAAUAUUAUUUCAAGAUACCGGCGUGGUGGAUCUAAUACGUGAUAUGUUGUAGUGAUUUCUCAAAUCAAAUGUGAAAUUUUUAGUGGUUUUGGGAAAAUUCGAUUAUGAUUAAUUAGUAUUAUGUAUAUACAAGUGGAUUUCAAAUUAUUAAUAUAAUUCAGGAUAAACUCAUUUAUUGACUAAUUACUUAAGAGAAUAAAAAUAUUAUACGAAAAAAGGGUUGAGUGACAUUAACUGAUAUCGAGAACAUAACCUCAAAAUGGUUUAUCUUGGACCAGGGGUGCAAUAUGUAGCGGAAAGCGGAAGGGCGUUUAUUUCGCCAAACAAUCCUCAAGACGUCCUCAUGGAUAACAAAAAAAUGUUAAUGAUGCAGAAACGAGACGUCAUACUCACGGCUGUAUUCUCUAGUCUCGCUGCUAUAAUUCUGAUAGCAGGUAUAAGUGCUGCUUGUUAUUUCUUUCACAAAAGGAGACGUAAGCGAGAUGAGGAAGAGGAGGAUUCUCAGGAAGUUACUUAUUGUCGAAAAGUGGAGGAGGUUCAAGAGAAAAAAUCACGCUUAAAUGGAUUUCUUACGUUAAAGACGCCCCUGAUUUCCACUAAAACUCUGGGAGCUCAAUUAGAGACAACAGGAAGUCCUCAAGCCAAAUCACCAGCAGGCAGCAGUCAGGGGGCACUUCCUCCAGAAGCGAGAACACCCACCGCUUCUUCCAAAGGGGCACUCCAAAAUGUCAAGGGGGACCACCCAUCGGUAAGCCAGGAUAUGGCAUUUCUUCAAAAUCGCUCAAUAUCGUUGGUGGACAUGUACAUUGACAAUUCUGAACCUUCAGAAAACGUUGGGCAGAUACAUUUUUCCUUGGAGUAUGACUUUCAAAACACAACGCUCAUUCUUAGAAUAAUACAGGGUAAAGAUCUACCGGCCAAAGAUCUGUCAGGUACUAGUGACCCUUACGUCCGCGUCACGCUAUUACCCGAUAAGAAACAUCGUUUAGAAACAAAGAUAAAACGUAGAACGUUGAAUCCUCGAUGGAACGAGACCUUCUACUUCGAAGGAUUUCCUAUUCAGAAACUGCAGUCGAGAAUACUGCAUCUGCACGUCUUCGACUACGACAGGUUUUCCAGGGACGACUCAAUCGGAGAAGUAUUCCUACCAUUAUGUCAGGUUGAUUUAAGUGAAAAACCUUCAUUUUGGAAGGCGUUAAAGCCUCCAGCAAAAGAUAAAUGCGGCGAGUUACUAACUUCGCUAUGCUACCAUCCUAGUAGCAGCAUUUUGACGUUAACUUUGAUCAAAGCACGAAAUCUUAAAGCAAAAGACAUCAACGGAAAAUCAGAUCCUUACGUAAAAGUAUGGCUUCAAUUCGGCGAUAAACGUAUAGAAAAACGAAAAACGGCCAUCUUCAAAUGUACCCUCAAUCCUGUUUUUAACGACUCGUUUUCUUUUACCGUACCAUGGGAGAAGAUUCGAGAAUGUUCUUUAGACGUAAUGGUAAUGGACUUUGAUAAUAUUGGAAGAAAUGAGUUGAUAGGACGAAUAUUAUUGGCAGGUAAAAACGGCUCCGGCGCUUCUGAAACCAAACAUUGGCAGGACAUGAUCACCAAACCAAGACAGAAUGUUAUACAAUGGCAUAGACUUAAACCAGAAUAAGAAAAUUAUAGUAUAACGAAUAUAACUUCGAAAGCACCUCACAUCAUCUUUCAAAGUAUUUAUAAACGGAUAUUAUCUAUUUAAUAUUCAUGUUAUCUCACUAUAUAUUUAUAUUUUAUAUUCGUUGAUUUUUGUCAAAUUUUAUUAAUUAAAACAUAUCCAAGGGGUUGUCUUAAAUGUUUUUUAUGGAGAAUAAGAAAAUUAUUCAGCAACAUCUUCAUAAUUCAGUUUAUAACACAAAAAGACGCAAAAAUCUCACCCUACAUCGUUAAAACUAUUCAAUUUUAUACGAAUCACCGAAAUUUAAUUAAAUUAGAAAUUUGGACUCAUACUUUUUUAUAAUCGCGUACGAUUAUUUAAUAAUCUAAAAUAAAAAAUUAUCACUAUCAAUUUUGACUAAAAUAUUUAUAUCAAAACAUAUCCGAAGUCGAAUUAAAUUUCGCUGCUUAUUAUUUAGUUGAAUUUCUUUGUCUAUGGUUGGUGUAAUCGUUUUUAAUUAUGCAUUUAGAGUCAAGGACCAUAAAGCAAAGGACGGUCUACUUAACCAAAUCUGUCAGACUAUCUUCUGACGUCACAAGUUACACGACAUUACCUCAUUUUAUAUUAAAAUGUAAGCAAACAACAAAAUAAUAAAUAAUGUAGUUGCUUUCCUUGAAAUAUCACUUCAUAAGGUGAAUAAAAAAUGAGAAAAUUUCUAUGUUUGGAAAAAGUUAAAAGCACAAAAUGAGAAACGGAUCCAAAAAAUCGAAGCGGGGCUGCAUAUCAACUAAAAAGAUUGAAGAAAUAUUAACUGAACUCAAUAUGACCAUUGUUCUUGUCAAUAUCAUCAAGAUAAAAGCUUGCUUAGGAUGGCAACGUAGUUUGUGACAUCACAAAAUUGGAUUGUAAUGAAAUUAGACCGUCGUCUUCUUUAUGAAACAGUCCUUGACGUAGAGUAGUGUAGUGUGAAGUUUCCUAAUAUCAUGUCAAUGUUUAUUUUGUGGUUUUAAUGUGCUUAUUUAUUGAAUAAAUAAUUAUUGUUAUCAAUGUUUUUCAAUACUCAGUUAACUAUUGCAGAUUUUGUAGUUUAUUCUUACUUACUCAUAAUUGUCGGUAUUAAAAUGUUUUUUUUAAACGCGGAUGUUUUAAAAGGGUACAGUUUGGAUUGAAAUAUAAAUCUGAUUUGAAACUUAAAUAUUCAAUCCCAGCGAGAAAAGCGAUAUAUUUCUAAAUAUUAAGAUAAAAUUUCACUUGUUGACUGGUACAAAUAGUGUAGUAGGUGAGACAUUUAAGGCAAUCUCUAUAUUUCAAAAUGUAUAAAAUAUCUAUUUUUUUUUAUUUACACAAAAAUAUUUUACAUUCCAAAAAAUACAGUAGUAUUUCUAAACCUCUAUUUACCUUAAAAAUUAUUACCAACUAUAAAAACUAUACAGAAAAAUGAUUUUUAUAAAAAAUCAAUUGUAUUUCAUUACUAUUAAUAAUGCAUCAUAAUCUAUUUGAAAUUUGACUUUUUCAUGAAUUUGUGAAGCAAAUAACUCACAAUUUUUUGAACAAAUUGUUAUACAAACUUUUUCGAUACAAUUUUUUUCAUUUUUGGCAUUUAUUGGGUUCAAUGAAACUGAAAAUCAACUGGUGUGAAGAAUCAAUGAAGAUGCAUGACAGUUUAUUUAUGAAAGACCCUACUUGGUUAGUUAAAAUAUUUGACUGAAAGUUUCAUUAAUUAAAUGCCCUUUUAUUCAAAUCACUUUGUGUGUAGUUUUAUUUAUUAAAAGCGCUGUAAUGGAAUCUUUAUCAACAAACCAUUAACGAAUUAGUUGAAACAUAUUUAUUGAUAUAAAUGAACUAUUUUUAAAAUUAAUCAUAAUUUAUUUUUUUAUGAAUCCCUAUAUUUCUAACUCUUUCACGAGCACAACUACUUAAAUUAGAAAUAUGCAGGUUGUUCCAUCUACGAAAAUUUCUUCAUUAAUUUUCCCACAAAAAAAAUUACAACGUUGAUGAUAUUUUCAAAAAUGGAACAAUUUUAAUAUUAAAUUAUAAAAUAUAAACGAUGUCUAAAUAACAUAACAAAUAUUCAAAAAAAGAACUGCGAAAAAAGUCUCUGAAAUGAGAAGUAUUUUUUGUGAUACCUUGUAGUAAUGUUAAAAUAUUGUUAUAUUAAAUGUGAAUAUUCAUAUUAUAAUAGCUAUAAGAUUUAAUGCUUAAAUUUUCAUCGUUCAACUAUUUUCCGCACAAAAAACAGGUUCCAUAUUAUUUUCAAUGGAUUUCGUCUACUAAUAUACUAAUUAAAAGUUUUUAUAUUAAUUACAAUGCGCUACCCAAAACGUACUGUCGUGUAUCCUCUAGGAACUGGACUAAUAUAAAAUAACGUACACGAAAUAUUCACUAAUUGCAAUAACUAUAUUCGUAAUUUUAUUAAUAAUUAACCAUACAGUUACACGUUCUUUUUAAUGACAACUUAACUUUCUUCUUCUCUUUUAUUCCAUGUUUUGGAUUUGGCAAGAGAUGUGGAAGGGAGAAUAAACGUCAAAUAAUGCCGUAAGCUACUAUUCUGAUUUUAGCAUCGGCGGCAAAUUUCAUAAAAAUUAUAAUACAUAACAACUAUUAAUUGCCACAUGUCAUUAUGUAGUUUCUGAUAUUGUUUCCUGUACAGUUUUCAAUGUUGACAAAAACUGUAAGGUGUCAUACGAGUACAUCGAAUACUGUACAGAACCCACACGACAUCGUUCCAAGAAGAAACGUUAAAUGACAGCAACAGUGUUCACUAACUGACAUUUAUAAACUAAAACCGCGUAAUCUGUUACCAAAGUUCCGAAAUACGAGUAUGUUGUCUCAGAAAAUUCUUGAAUCAACGGUAACUAAUGGGAAGCUCAAAAUGGCGUCUCUCGAAGUUUAUUCUCCCCUCCAAAUCUCUGUAUUUGACGCACAGUGCUGCAGUACGUGCGCACAAGAACUAAUUAUAUUAUAUAUUAACUGCUGAACAAUGAGGCAAUGAACUAUAUAAAAAAUAUUAAUUUUAAAGUUGAACGACAAAAAUUUCAGUAAAACUAAAUUAUUAUGUAGUUUUAACUGUCUACAAGUGUAACGACAACACGCUUUAUCUUUGUCUGUAUAGUAAAAUUAACUAGAAUGAAUUCAGAAUGGAUUUUUCGGAGAAGGUCAUUGAAGGAACGAUCAGAUAUGUGAUUUUGGGUGUUUUUGCAAAGAAUUUUGAUGUGCUUUUUGUAAUAUAGCGAUAGAUUCGAUAUACUUGUAAUUUUCAUAUGGACAAAAUAUUUUUUGCUAUAAAUUCAGUAGUAAGCAUUCAUCGACAGGUAAAUUAAUAUUGUAUGAUUUCAAAUAAAUUCAGUGGAAUUCUAGUUACGUCAUAUGACGCCAUUACACAUUCCACUAGAUUAAUAGGCCAAGCUGUAGGGAUUUGAAAAUGCAUAAUUGUAACAAAAAUUUUAGCAACGAACCGAUCGCCACAAGAGAAAUAAAUAAAACUAGGAGAAUUAUUGGCAUACAAUGGGAUGUUUUUAUGCCAAAAAAUAAUUGAAUCUUUUUCAAUAAGCGGUAUUUAUAGAGACGAUUCCAUCAUAGUUUACAUCAUCGUGGAAAGAGAUUCUGGAAAGUAGAUUCAUUUGUGUAAUAGCCCUGAUAUAGGAAAGUUUUUUCUCUGCGGGGCUAUUACAUCAUCGUCAUUUGUUUAUUAUUAUAUAAACGCUUUUCCAGACAUCUAAGUGGUUGAUGUCAAAUUUACGAAAUUUUUAAAUUUAUAAUCGGAUUUAUGAUAAGGUAUACAGACCAAUUGGAAAAAACUUGCUGCAAACGUUGAAAAAGUGGGCAAUUUAACUGAAAAAUUGACAUUUAAAACGUCAGUGUUUCCGAUUUAUUCUCAAUUUCUCAGGGUCUAAGUGUUCAAUUGAGACGUUCUAUCUCAUAUUUUGUAGAUAUUUUUAUUUUCCACAAAUCGUCUUAUUGAAAAGUUUUGAUUUCUCUAUUAAUUUCAAAGUUGUAAGAAAUAAAACGCGUCUUUGUUGCAUUUAAUUUUUCAAUAAAUAAUAGGAACCAGAAAUGCGAGCUAAGAAACACAAACCUAUUCAUCUUUUUACAAUCUUUGAAAAAAUCGUAAAAUCUUUUUGUUGUCAUUAUUUUUGUCAAGCCAAAUACCCUAUGCUUGGCCUAUAAUCAAUGUCUACUGGUGAUAAAUCAGUGUUGCCAACUAAAAUAUGUAAUGAAAGAAACAUUAACAACUAUCUGCUUUAUAUUGUGAGUUUUUAAGGGUUGCUAAUGUAAUUUUAUGCUUGAAAUCUCAUCAUCAAUUUGGCUUGGUAUAAAAAUUUUCUGUCAAUGGAUGCGAUAAAAUUGGUAGUUCACGUAUUUUUUUAAUCAUAGAUAAGUAUCGUUACACUGUUAAUAUGUGGCCAAUUGUGAAAACUCGAUGUUGAUUAUCUGUUGUAAUAUAUUUCAAAAUUUUAUCAAGCUCGAUGUUGAACAAGAUCGCUUUUGAAAUAACUUGAUCUACAAGUUUAUUAUUUCGAGACAAAAUUCACAAUUCGUAAUCUCUAAAUCUUUUGUGGUACCUCAAAUUUUAAUUGUGGAAAACUCCUGUUGAGUGCUUUUCAAUUGUUGCUUCAGAAUAGUUAUAGAUGUAAAUUAAGAAAAUUCAUGACUGUUAUAUAAAAUUCAUUGUUUAAUCAACUAUAGUAUAGCAAAUUAUGAAUUUUAUUAUUCCCUAGACUUUACGAGGACAUUUCACGGUCAUAAUUUAUAGCGAACCAAUGGUGGUUGCCUACUUUUAUUAUGGAUAAACUUUUAUUGUUGAAAUGUUGGCUUUAUAUCCUCUUUAAUAUAUUCUAAACAACUGUUCAACUUAAUAGACUAUAAGAUUCCUUUCCACAUAUACAUUAUAUAUUAAAAAUGUUUUUAUUUUUCAAGUUCUCAAAAUAUUUAGCUAAUCGAUCCUAAACUAACCUAACCUAAAAAAUGUUUGGUAAUUGUGAUAUUUAAUUGUUAUUUUUUGAAAUAGUUCGUUUUUGUAUGUACUUUUGGAUUCUUUAUGACCCCACUUCCGAAAAAUAAUAUUUUUUUAAAUCUAUUCAUUAUUGAUUAACGUCUAAUGAUUUAAAAUAAAUAUAGGUCGUUCCAAAACUAAGAAUUGCUAUGGAAAUCUGUAUUUGCAACAUUGUCAAAUGAUACAAAUAAUUAUGUUACUAAAAAUUUAAUUUUUGUUUUAAAAUCUGUAAGUAUACAUGUUUAUUUUAUCAUUUUAAUAACCGCGCUACUGAUCUACUAAUCGUAACACUAUUUUUAAUCUGCAUACCAUUAGGACUCGUUCUAUUUUUAUUUUGCUAGACUAUAUUCAAAGAAAAACACCAUUUUAAAAAUAAUAAGCUUAAAAAAAUCAAAGUGUAUAUCGAUGUUUUUAUUUGUUUGCAGCAAAACAAUAAAUAAUUUCGACAAGUUUUUUCAAAAGUGUUAGAAAGAUAACACCUAGAUAACUGGGUGUAGAAGAAGCAGUUUAACUGUAGUGCCUGAAAUAAACGUAUCGUUUUUUGCGUUUACAUACUGAAAAAUAUUUUCAAAAAUUAUUUAGAAAAAUAAGUAGUUGUAAUUUUCGAUUACGGGAUAAAAUGUUGGCAUUUUAAAGCAGUUUAGCUAUCUAGUAUACUAAAGUAAUGAUAGUUCGAUGUAUUUUUAAAAGAAAGCUUAGGAUUUUUAUAUAUUGUGGUUUAGACUUCCGUGAAAUCAUCUUAGAAAACAUUAACGUAUCAUUAAGUAAUCAAUUUCAUUCUUUCUUACUUCAAAUGACUAAUAAAUGUAUUCAGAAAUAAUUUUAUAUUCAUGCUUAUUCUCUUACGGCAAAUUGGGAAUGAAAGGGUACAAUUACAUAGUAAAAAGCUGGGAAUUAUUGCAAAACAAUAUCCUAAAUGAAAAUCGUCAUGAUUUUUUUUGGUGUUAGAUAAUUUCUUGUUUUUUUUUUAAUGGUUUUUAUGUUCUAAUUGCGAUUCGAUCUACUACUGAAUUCCCAUUUAUCAACUUCUGUUAUGCCAUUUUUAAAUAGCUGAUAAAUUCCAGAUGUUUUAUCAUACAAAAUACACUAAUAAAAAUGAAAUUUAUAUCAUAACAAGCUUUGUUAUUUCGAUAGGCAACAAUUUCAACUAUGUUAAUCAUUCGACUUUGUAUCUAUAUUUUACAAGGGUACCGCAGUUGUUCGAGGUAUUUUACGAAGUCCAAAACACGUUAAAGAUUGUUGAACUUGAAUUUUAUCAUUUGAAGGAUUUUUAUGAAGUGUUACUCUUAAAAUUACUAAAAGAGAACUACAUGUUGUGUAGGUUUUGCCAUCAUCAAAUAAAUGUUGAAAAACAACAAAACAUUUAAAUGUAUGUAAAUAUAUGUUAGUUAACAGUAAUCUAAUAUUGUAGAAGUAUUUAUUAGUAAAAAAUAAACGUAUUUAAU